Messenger RNA from Carcharodon carcharias (great white shark), 2124 nucleotides. RefSeq names its product NOP2/Sun RNA methyltransferase 5 (gene nsun5). The transcript is spliced from 10 exons. Gene Ontology annotation, cellular component: nucleolus. Gene Ontology annotation, molecular function: methyltransferase activity. Bases 47 to 1492 code for a protein of 481 amino acids. Gene Ontology annotation, biological process: rRNA base methylation. NCBI's taxonomy places the organism in Eukaryota, Metazoa, Chordata, Chondrichthyes, Lamniformes, Lamnidae. The record is from RefSeq and is a predicted model, not a curated record.
ACGUGGGUAGAGGUUGUGACCUGUGACCCCGGGGUUGGGGAGGACCAUGGCUCUGUAUGUGAAGGCGGCCGCCAUUCUGGGGCAGGUGGAGGGGAAACGGGGAUCGGUCAAAACCCUGGUUUAUAACAGCGGCCACAAGAAUAUUAAGCAGCUGUUUGCGCUGGUGUGUGAAACACUGAAAUAUACUCCUGUGUUGAAGGAAAUUAUUAGCACAACAGACCUGUUGAAGAAGGAGAAGAAACUGCAGAUCAAUGUCGCCAAGGUACUGGUGUACGACCUCCUGUUUGGCAAGGGCUUGAAGUGUGGUGGGAGUUGGAAAGCACUGAUCAUGAAACAUCGUUCCCAAUUAAAAUCUGCACUCGCCAGACUGAAGGUGAAAAGGAAAGUCAGCUGCAAUGAAGAUCUUAUAGAAACGAAAGCUUCCAGCACAGAAGUUUGCCAGCUGCCUCGCUAUGUCAGAGUAAACCUGCUGAAAAACAAUGUGGAGGAUGUGAUUGACUACUUCAAACGUGAGGGUUACGCUUACCUGGGGCAAGCCACCAGUGUAGCUGAUCUGAGGCAUCUUGGUCGGAAACAGUUCAUCGGUGACCUUCAUCUCCCAGAAUUGCUGGUCUUUCAUCCGAAGACAGAUCUUCAUGAACACUUCUUAUACACAGCUGGGCAUAUCAUUCUACAAGAUAAGGCCAGUUGUCUCCCAGCCUAUCUGUUGAACCCUCCAGCAGGUUCCCACGUGAUUGAUGCAUGUGCAGCCCCUGGGAACAAGACCAGCCACCUUGCUGCUAUUCUCUGUAAUAAAGGGAAACUCUUUGCCUUUGAUCUUGACACUAAACGCUUGGCUACAAUGGGCACUCUGCUAUUGAGGGCUGGAGUUACCUGCCACGAACUGGCCAAUCAGGACUUCUUACUUGUGGAUCCCAGCAACCCCAAGUACCAUGAUGUAAAGUAUAUUCUACUGGAUCCAUCAUGCAGUGGUUCUGGAAUUGUAAACCGCUUGAACCAGCUCACAGACGAUGAGGAGUCAUCGUCCACACAACGGCUACAGGCGCUAGCAAGUUUCCAGGGCAAGGCCCUCAAUCAUGCACUGAGCUUUCCGAGUGUGGAACGGGUCAUUUACUCGACAUGUUCAAUCCAUUGUGAGGAGAAUGAGGACGUCGUUGAGGAGAUAUUACAGCAACAUGGCAACCGAAUCAGACUGGUCAAUCUGAUGCCCUCAUGGCCAUAUCGUGGUCUGGACACUUUCCCAGAAGGCCCGUGCUGUAUUCGGGCUGGACCCAAAGACACUUUGACAAAUGGUUUUUUUGUUGCCGUGUUUGAAAAGCAAUGUGGGGAGAAGACAGAGCAAAGCAGAGAGAGCCCUGCUAAAGAAGCGACAUCACUUCCUGCUGUUGGCCUUGUUCCUGUGAACAUAUCAGAAAAAAAACCUGUGGCUUCCUCACUAUCUGCUCGGCCUAGAAAAGUGAAACCGAAAAAAGUGAAGAAGCAGAAAGUCUAACCGUUGCAGGCUAGAGGGGAUGAAUUGGGAAUUUGAAAAGUGUAAGAAUCCAUUGUGGAAAACUUCGGUGGUGCUCUUCACAUCUAUCUAUGAUGAUUCAGACAAAGAAGCGAAAAUGUGACUAGAACAGGGUGGUGGAUCAUCUUUCUCUGAAUAUGAAUGAGCCCCUUUUUGUGGACUUAGACCAAAGAUGUCCUCCGUCAUUCUGGAGUUAACUGAUUUCAGACGUUAUGGUGCUGCUGCUUCCUCUCUCUUCCCCACCACAUACAGUGGACAAAGCUGAUUGCAUCUUCCUUCAAUACUUGCUGUCCAGGAUGACCCUAGAGUGGUUUUGACAGAAGACUUGAAGGCCCAGUAGAGCUGUUAUGCCAAACCUGGUGAUUUAUUGCUAAAUCAAUUGUACACAUUUCCCAAAUUUGUACCCCUAAGACCUGAGAGUGUGAAGAAAAUGUGUAAAUUAAUGUGUCAGAUCUUCCCAGCUCAAUCUUUACUGAAAGUGUCUACAGUGUGAUUCUAUUUCACAAUUUUUGUUCUAUUUUAUAUGGUUAAUUAAUUUGAUAUUCCUUUGCUCCUGAUUUGAUUGUUGCCUGAAAUAUAAUUGGGAAAAAUAAAGCAUAACUAUGACAAGUUAA